Molecule: messenger RNA, 1278 nt
Organism: Stylonychia lemnae
Lineage: Eukaryota; Ciliophora; Spirotrichea; Sporadotrichida; Oxytrichidae
Source: the annotation of a GenBank genome assembly
AUGUAUUGUGGAGACGACGUGUCAAGUUGUGUAAUCGAUAUUGGUUCAUAUCAGACAAGAGCAGGUAUUUAAAUGCAUGUUAUUUACAUAUUUAAUAGGGUAUUCUGGAGAAGAUUGUCCUCGAAGUGUGAUCCCAUCACUAAUGGAGACUAGGAUGUUGAAAUGGUUGAUGCUGAAGGUGAAAACAAAUCAAGAUCAUCAAAAAGAUUAGUCGUAGGGUCAGCUGAGUUGAAUUACAAGAGAGAUAAUAUGGAAAUUCAACCAUUAUUCUCAGAUUAGGGAAUAUUGAAUUUCGAUUUUAUUGAGGACAUUUUGAACAAAAGUUUAAUAGACAAUCUAAUGAUAAAUCCUAAGGAGACUCCUUUACUAUUCACUGAGCAAGCCUUGCAUAAUAAAGAAGCUAGAAUAAAGUUGACAGAAUUCAUGUUUGAGAAGUAUUAAGUCCCAGCUAUAUUUAUUUGUAAAGCACCAGUGCUUGCUUCUUUUGCAUGCGGAAGAUCUACAGCUAUCAUUGUAGAUUCAGGUAGUAAGACUACUUAUGCUACUCCUGUACAUGAUGGAUAUGCACUGUAAAAAUGCAUUAUUAAAUACGAUAUUGGAGGGCAAUAACUAACAAGCGACCUAAGAACUUGGCUUGAAAAUGAUAGAAAAAUUGAAGUGAUACCAAGAUUUGGCUUUAAGAAGAAGUUUUAAAACAUCAAUGGGGUCGAAAACUUUGAAGUCUCCAGGUUAGAUAUUGAUGGAGUUCAUCCAUCAUAUUUAAACUGGGCCAAGGAUGAGGUAGUGAGAGAACUGAAGGAGGAAAUGUUUUAUGUAAGCGAAGACUAAAUAGAUGAUAGAAGUUUAGAAACAAUUAAAGGUCUAAAUUAUGAAUUGCCAGACGGGCAGUCAAUUAACCUUCAAGGUGAGAGGGUGUCUUUUACCGAGAAAAUGUUUGUCCCUAAUGAGAAAUUACCUGGAUUCACUGGCAUUCAACAUAUGAUUGUAGAGUCAAUAGGAAAAUCAGAUAUUGAUAUCAGAAGAGAUUUAUUCUAGAAUGUGAUCUUAUCAGGAGGUAACACACUUUUCAAAGGAUUCCUGGAAAGACUUUAAAGAUAGAUUCCUGAGAUAUCGCCUCAAAAUGUCAAGGUAAAGGUUAUUAGCAGUAAUGAAAGGAAGUUUUCCCCUUGGGUUGGUGGAUCUAUUCUUAGUUCUCUUGGGUCUUUCUAACAAAUGUGGAUGAGCAGGCAAGAAUAUGAAGAGCAUGGUUCAAUAAUGAUUGAAAGAAAAUGUCCUUGA